CGUUUUCGUAUUGGAAAACGGAGCCGUAUCAUUUCGGAUCAUCUCAAGUUCUCUACCAUCCAUCCCCCCAGUAACGCUUUGAAAUUUACAAAAGCAUCUUAACGCUGCACAUAUGUUGUUGUUCACACUUCACACCACCACUUCAUCUCUUUCUCUCUUCCUUCACCGACAAUUCUCGCUCACUCUCAGGAAAUGGAAAGUGUUGAACUUUCGCUGAAGAACAUUAACCGGAAGGAGAAACCCGACGAUUUCUCAGUGGACGACUUGCUUGACUUCUCAAACGACGACGUUUUCGUUGAGGAUGAAACUAAACUGAAGGCAGCAGGAGUCUCUGUUUCCUUGAAUGACGAAACUACCCUUAACCGGAGCAACGAAUUAUCCACCCACGCCUGUGAAGAUUUUGGCAGCGAGCUCGCCGUACCGACGGAUGAUUUAGCGGAACUCGAAUGGCUAUCCAAAUUCGUAGAGGACUCGUAUUCGGCUCCGACGAAGAAACCGGUUUGGUUAACCGGAGACCGGAGACACCCUGUAGCACCGGUUAACGAGGGUUUGUGCUUCAAAGCACCUCUUCCGGUUAAAAUCAGAACCAAACGAGCCAGAACCGGAGUCAAUGUCUGGUCUCUUGGUUCGUCGUCGUUAACCGACUCGUCUUCGAGUUCGUCGUCCUCGUCCAAUCCGUCAAGUCCUCUAUGGCUCACCGGCGCUGAGUUUCUUGAUGAGAAAGCGGUUAAAAGACAGAAGAAGAAGGUUUUGGAAAACGGUGGUCAGACGCAGACGCAGACGCGGCGGUGUAGCCAUUGUGGCGUUCAGAAAACGCCGCAGUGGAGAGCAGGACCAUUGGGAGCGAAGACGCUGUGCAAUGCGUGUGGUGUGCGUUUCAAGUCGGGUCGGUUAUUACCCGAAUAUAGACCCGCUUGUAGCCCAACUUUCUCGAGUGAAUUGCAUUCCAACCACCACCGUAAAGUCAUUGAGAUGCGUCAGAAAAAGGAGAUGUCCACCGAUGUUGAUGAAUCCGGUUUAAACCGGACGGUUCAGGCUGUGCAGAGUUUUUGAACAAGUAGAGAAGAUUUGUGAUCCGACCCGACCCGACCCGGUUAAGUUUUAGCAUUAACUGCUCUGAAAUACUGUUAUUUUCAAAAAAAUUUACCUCUCGUCUGUCGUAGUCGUAGUCGCAGUAGCUUUUUUUUUUUGGUUUUUUAGUAACUGGUCAGGUUUUAAGACUUUAAAACUCAUAUCCUUAUAUAUUAUUCGUUUCGCGUUAAAUUUCUGGUUUUUUUUU
Molecule: messenger RNA, 1279 nt
Organism: Brassica rapa (field mustard)
Lineage: Eukaryota; Viridiplantae; Streptophyta; Magnoliopsida; Brassicales; Brassicaceae
Gene: GATA1
Product: GATA binding protein 1 (globin transcription factor 1)
Biological process (GO): cell differentiation; positive regulation of DNA-templated transcription
Cellular component (GO): nucleus
Molecular function (GO): zinc ion binding; sequence-specific DNA binding
Source: RefSeq, a predicted model, not a curated record